GUUUAUUGGAGGUUAUUUAGCGAUAUUUAUUUUUGUCAUUUUGUACACAUGUCACUAUCCUUGAGUUUUUUGCUUGGUAAGAACUAGAUAUCGUAUUUUAAAAUAAAAUGCCUAAAGUAAAAACGGAAAAGAAAUCAAGGAUUCACAAUGAAGUUGCUAAACAGGGGAUCCAGUUUAAUAAGGAUUUCGGCCAACAUAUUUUGAAAAACCCUCUUAUAAUAACAUCUAUGUUAGACAAAGCUGGAUUAAGGCCAACUGAUAUAGCUCUAGAAAUUGGGCCAGGUACAGGAAAUAUGACUGUCAAAUUACUUGACAGAGUAAAAAAAGUUGUGGCAUGUGAGAUAGAUACAAGAUUAGUAGCUGAACUACAGAAGCGUGUGCAAGGAACUCCAUAUCAAGCAAAAUUACAAAUUCUUGUUGGAGAUGUACUUAAAACAGAAUUGCCCUUUUUUGAUAUCUGCGUUGCCAAUAUCCCUUAUCAAAUCAGCUCACCAUUAGUUUUCAAAUUACUUCUGCAUCGACCUUUUUUUAGAUGUGCAAUACUUAUGUUUCAACAAGAAUUUGCACAGAGAUUAGUAGCCAAACCUGGUGAUAAGUUAUAUUGCAGAUUAUCUAUUAAUACUCAAUUGCUAGCACGUGUUGAUAUGUUAAUGAAGGUUGGGAAAAAUAAUUUUAGGCCUCCACCGAAAGUAGAGUCUAGUGUAGUAAGGAUAGAACCAAGAAACCCACCACCCCCUAUAAACUUUGUUGAAUGGGAUGGUUUGACAAGGAUAGCAUUUGUAAGAAAAAACAAAACAUUAUCAGCUGCAUUUAAGCAUGCUACUACUAUGGCAGUUUUAGACAAGAACUACAGAGUUCAUUGUUCUCUUCACAAUAAAGAUAUACCAGAAGACUUUGACAUAAAGUUAAAAGUUCAAGAAAUAUUAGCAAAUACAGAAGCUGAUCAAAUGAGAGCUAGGACAAUGGAUAUAGAUGAUUUCAUGAAAUUAUUGCAUGCUUUUAAUGCAGAAGGAAUCCAUUUUGCAUAGACUUUGUAUAAAAGUACUUCUUUUAUUGGUUGUACAAAUAUUGCUAGAUAAUAAAGUACUAACAACAAUAAAAAUAAUUUGUUAUUGAAAAACAAUUUCUUUAUUAAAAAUUAUAUCAUAACAUUUCAUUCAAAAUGUUUAAAUUAUUAUUUCUAUUGCAACUAUUCA
Molecule: messenger RNA, 1196 nt
Organism: Chilo suppressalis (striped riceborer)
Lineage: Eukaryota; Metazoa; Arthropoda; Insecta; Lepidoptera; Crambidae
Source: the annotation of a GenBank genome assembly